Messenger RNA from Vicia faba (fava bean), 1113 nucleotides. NCBI's taxonomy places the organism in Eukaryota, Viridiplantae, Streptophyta, Magnoliopsida, Fabales, Fabaceae. The record is from the annotation of a GenBank genome assembly.
AUGAAAUCGCUUAUUUGCAUCGGAAUCGUUUUUUUUCUCCUUAAUUCAUCUCUCGCUUCCGACGCCAAUCCUCCAUAUCCCAAGGCUUUUUCUGAUUUGAAGGAAUCGAUUGUGAAAGGGUUAGGGUUUACACCAGAAGAUGAUAUUAAGAUUACGGGAUUUGAUCCGAGAGAAGCUCAGGUUGGGCAUUCUGUAGAAUAUCAAUUCGACGUUGAAAUCGAUAAUAAGCUUGCUGGACCCAUGGAGCUUUGGAUUCAGGAUGCUAAGGAUAUGAGAAUUUCUCUCCCGCAUGAUGUAGAAGCUGGGGUGUUGAAGAAAGUGAUUUUGGCUGAUGGUGCUGUGGUUACUGUGAAAGGUGCGAGAUCAGUGAGUCUUCGUCAUCCUCUUAAUUUACCUCUGCCCUUAAACAGAACACAGAAUGGGUUUGCUGCUGGACUUCUAGCCUUGGCUGAGCAUCUCCGCCACGCAUCUCUUGGCCAGAGUGAUCCCCUUCUUUCACUCCGCAUUGUUGGUCCUACUUCACUUGAAGCCCCUUCCUCUGCGUCAACCUCUCCAAGUAACAGGCUGAAGCUCAAGCGUCUUGCACCUGGUCUCGUGGAGUUAUCGUCUCAAUCAAAAGCCAAGCUAAUUGACACCCUUUCUACCGUUGAUCUCCAGGAGGGAGCCCCAACUCUCCUUACUCCAACACAGUUUACCGCAUUAUGGCCUCUUGCCUCCCUUAAUGGAUCAAAUUCCAACUUGUUGGGUUUUGAGAAACUGUUAUCUUCUGUGCUCGGUCCUCAGGCUAAUGAAAAGGGUUCCUUCAGGUUGUUGAAGGCAGAUGUUUCUGCUCAGACUUUUGUGAAGAUAGGAUUUCAGGCUGAGAAGAAGCUGAAAGAAGGAGAUGGGAUUAGCUUUGAGGGUUUCCCUGAAUGGAGGACUAAGCCUGAGACUGUGAGAUUGCAUUUUGAGGUGCUGGCUAAAGUUGAUGGUGACAAAGUCAUACCUGAGAGAGUAAUGCAACUAAACCCAGUUAUUAUGGAGGACAGUGUGGCUUUAGGUAUGUUGACUAAUAAUGGAACCAUGUCAAAGAUGCCAAUUGUUCAACCUCCCCCAAUCCCAUUUGCACUGUAA